GUCUGCCCGUUGGCCACUUGCCAGCGCAUGAAGCAACGCCGAAUUAUUUAUCCUACGUUGCGUGCUACGCAGCUCAAUCGAGCAGAUCUCGCAGGCGGAGUUCCGCACACUGGCUAACGCCUAAGGCCGGAGUUCGCGAUUUGGAGCUGCUAAAUUCCGAGCGCGGUUGCAGUUCGUGGCCAACGAACCAAGAUCUGAGAGACGGCCAAAUGCAGUAACUGAAGCCUUCCUUCCCUUAUCAUUAACUUCGUCUUGCUAAGGCAGUGCGUAUUCGUGUCGCGACGCCACUUAUCUCCGUGGGAUUUGUCUUCCAUUCACCUCGCCGCCAAAUGCAGCGUUUGAAGAAGGAUAGCCGCAUAUUAAACGCUACACUUCAACCUCGUACUAUUGUGCUAAGCUGCAGCAAUCUCACUCAGCUUUACGCUUCAUCGCGUUAGUCAACACGCCACAACCAACAACAACCCCUUUAACCAGAGCCGACACGAAAAUGACCUUCCCGUACAAGAAAGUCCUCAUCAUCGGCGCCACGAGUGGCAUCGGGCUCGAGCUGGCCGAGCACCUCGUCAAAGACGGCGCGGUGGUGAUCGCGGCGGGCCGGCGACGGGACCGCCUCGAAGCCUUUGUGUCUAAGCACGGCGCGGGCAAAGCCUUUGGGGAGGUCCUUGACCUCACCGACAUCAACAGCCUCCCCUCGUUUGUGCAGAGCAUCAUAGAGACGCACCCCGACCUCGACUGCGCCGUCUUCAACGCAGGCGUGCAGAACAUCAUGGACUUUAGCCGGCCGCACACGGUCGACCUAGCCAAGAUCCAGCGCGAGGUCACGGUCAACUACGUCAGCAUGGUGGCGCUGACGCACGGCUUCCUGCCAUUCUUCCAGGCCAAAGCCGCGCAGGGGGAGACAGCGACCAUAGUGUACACAAGCACGUCGCUCAUCGCCGUGCCAUACCCGCCCGCCAUCAACUACUGCGCGUCAAAGGCGGCGCUGCGCUCGUUUGUGCUCAGCGUGCGCGAGCAGCUCAAGCGGCGCGUCACCGAGGCCAGCCCGACCUCGGUUAAGCUGGUCGAGAUCAUCACACCGCUGGUGCAGACCGACCUGCACGCGGGCCAGCCCGGCUGGGCGCCCGACUUUAACCCGGGCAUGCCCGUGGUGCCGUUCGUCGACGCCGUCGUGGCGGGCCUCGCGGCUGGCGACGAAAUCAUUGCCGUUGGGCCGGCGCAGGCCAUCUACGACGAGUUCGAGGCUGAGAGGAGCCGGCGCGUCCGACCGCACUGGGACAUGAUACGGGGGCAUUUGGGGGGGGCGCACCAGUUUGCCUGACAGGAAAGGUGAUGGGCGUCGGUCCCUGGGCGAAUCGAUCCAGGACCGAGCACUGAUAGUGAGGUCAUAAUGUCAUUGGGUGUCGGCCACACACAUAACCCUUCUACAGUUGGAUUUUGGAGUGUUCUAAUUAGCUGCUUUUGUAGCAAGGCGGAGGUGAGGCCAAAGAUGUAUCCCAAAAUCCAACCAAACGAAGCAGAAGGGCCUAAGGAACUGAGAUAAUAUCUACCAUGUAAUCGACUCCC
Messenger RNA from Lasiosphaeria miniovina, 1563 nucleotides. RefSeq names its product NADP-dependent dehydrogenase-like protein. The record is from RefSeq and is a predicted model, not a curated record. The coding region runs from base 488 to 1318 and encodes 276 amino acids. NCBI's taxonomy places the organism in Eukaryota, Fungi, Ascomycota, Sordariomycetes, Sordariales, Lasiosphaeriaceae. The transcript has 4 exons.